GUCAUAGGUAAAUAAAGGCGCUUAACAUGGAAGAAGCAAGGUAGCGUUUUCUUUCAAAUUAAACAGGCGGCGUGAAGGGCUCAUUAGUCGCUACUCAAAAAGCAAAUUCACAAUUUAAUUUGCAUGUCGUACAGUGCACCUGCCGUGCCAGUGCUUUCGGAAAUCGCUGCUUGAGUGAUGUCUCGACUCGUCAAGAAAGCUCCAUCUCUUUGCACAGAUCUACCACUGGACAACACCGACAUUUGUAACAAGCUUCGUUUACUUUGGCAGCUAUUGAGAUCUUGCUUUGGUCCCACAGGCAGACUAAAACAAGUUCACAACAACAUCGGAGGUCAUGUUGUAACAACCUCCACCUCCUCAGUCCUCCUGCCAGCCAUCACCUCCUCACAGCCUUUCAUCAACCUGAUAAAAACCUCCAUUCUGAACCACGUUUCUCGUUUCAGUGACUGCGGCUUGUUUGCUGCCAUCCUCUGUUUGUCGCUCAUUGAGCAAGCAAAGCAGUCUGGCCUCAGAGGAAAUGUGACUAUUGGAGUGAACAAACACCUGCUGGGUCUGUGCACCAGUUACCUACAACAAGAAGACUGUGGUUGUAAAGUGAAGCUUGACUUCUGCAGCAGCCACAACUUGAUCAGAUUGGCUCACAGUAUUAUCUCCAGCAAACCAGCAUGUGUGCUAACAGAGCCGGAGGCACUUCACAUCAGCAGGUUGGCUGUGCAAGCUUUUUUGCUGACUGUCCCCUGUAACAGCCCAGGUAUAGUCAAACUUGGCAAUAUAGUGACUGUGUGUGUUGAAGGCCACCCUGUGCUAAACUCUGCAGUGUUUCCAGGUUUACUGGUGGACAUGCCUGAUAUCUUUUGUCUUAAUAAGAUAGAGAACCUGCAUUCAAAUCCCCUGCGCACAGUGCUGUUCAGUGCAUCUCUUGCUGGAGACCUUCCUGAACUUGGAGACGGGAUAAUUGAGGUGCACCCAGGUGUAGACACAGACGCACAGAUCCUGGAUCAACUCCUCGAGCUCGGCAAACAGGUGGUUAAAGAUGAGGUGAAGCUCUUUGUAUGCCAGAAGGUCAUACAUCCAGUCCUUCAGCAGUACCUGAGGAGUCAUGGUAUUAUAGUGAUAGAGAGACUGGGGAUCACUCUUAUGGAGCCACUUACUCAGUUGACAGGUGCUCAGCCUGUGGCCACAUUACAGAGCACAAUCCCAGCCAAGGCCUAUGGGAAGGUGAUGGAUCUCAGUAUUAGGCAGUUUGGAUCCAAGACAAUGCUGCAUUUACAUCCUCCUGGAGAGUCAGCGAUCUGCACGAUGAUCCUCUGUCACAGGAACGAGACAAUGUUAAGUGAGCUGAAGGUUGUGUGCCAGAAGAUAGAGCAUGUGUUGAGGCUCACCCUGAGAGAACCAGCUGCCUUACUUGGGGGCGGGUGUACAGAGACCCACUUGGCUGCUUACAUCAGACACAAGAGCGUGAAUGAAGUCACAGAGACUGUACAGGCAUUAAGGUGCUCACAGACGGAAUACCUUCUUGCAGUGGAAGGAUUCUGCCGCUCUCUGGAGUCUGUGGUAACAGCGCUGGAGCAUGACGGUGGGAAUUCUUUAAUCGACCUGACUCAUGCUCACCACUGGACUCGUCCUGCAGAUGUCAUGGAAGAACACAUGGAGGAAAGCUUGGGUUUAUGUGGCUGUGGACUGGUGCAAGCUAGCCCAGAUAAGAAGUGGACUUACCUAAACACUAAAUAUCCACAGUUCUCACCUGCACCACUGACUAGAGACACUACUGUGGAGCCAAGUGUGCUUGACUCCUUCACAGCUAAAGUUAAUGGAUUGCAAGUGGCUGUAGAAACUGCUAAUCUAGCACUGGAUGUGCGGUAUGUUAUUCAGGAUAUGAACUAGCAGAAUAGACAUUUUAUCUAGUGUGGAACUCUGAUGAUAAAACAUGGAAUGAAUGCUGUUUUUGUUACUCAGAUGUAAUAUUCAAUUCAGACACUAGAUGUUAGCGUUGCCCUGAGUGAGUCUGUGGGAACGUCUUGUGAUUUACCUUUUUGGUAGUCAUUGAUAUACUGUGCUACACAUGAAUAAUAUUACAAACAAAUACUGAUCACUACAGUGAUUGCUAUUAUUAAUCUGUUCUGUUUUGUGAACUUUCCAGCCAAUCAUGCAGAAUUUAAAAGCUUAAUUUAAAAGCCUUUUUUAAAUUAUCACAACAAGUGAAUCAAAAGAAUUCAGCUCGUGGGGAACAAGUUAUCAUGCGCUGCUGAGAUAAAUUGAUUAGUUGUCAAAUACUGAAUUAAUUUUAAUCUAUUUUUAUAAUCAAAUAAUUGUUUUGAGUCUAAAAUGUGUAUAUUUUCUGGUUCCUCCAGACUGAAUAUCUUUGGGUUGUUGACAAAACAUGACAUUCAUUUUUAGGCAUUUCAUACACCAAGAAACUGAUCAGUUUUGAGAAAGCGAUUAACAAAUUGAUUAACAGAUUAAUCGAUAAUCUUUAGUUGCAGACCUAAUGUUAUUAGACAAUCCUACAUUAUUCUGCUGUAUUUGCCGUUGGUGAGGACUACAGUAGUAGGUGCUGUAAGACAAGGUAGGCGGCAUCAAAAAUUGUCAGGGAUUCAUUUCCCACUGCUUAUUUUUCACUACAUUACCAUACAUCCAAAAUGAUACCAGUCUGAACCUGCUGGCUGGUAUGAAAAACACUUGCCACCUACCAUGUGGGUAGAUACAAAGAUUACCCCCAGGCAGUUAAAUGCUCCACUACAAUGCCUUACUGUAUUUUGUUUGAUGACAUGUUGGAGACAAUCUGAAUUAAAUUCCAGUCCAUGUAAUUAGAUGUGUCACUUGUUAGAAUUUAUUGUGCAGAUUGUACAUUUAGUUUUUGCAUUAAAAAAAAAACAAAAACAACACAAAAUGUCUUGUCUUGUCACAAAAUGUGCCUUUUUUUCCCCCCAGAAUUUCUCACAUAGCAGUUUGUAUAAAAGAGUUCAAUUCAUGUUGAGUAAAAUGAGUGUAGUUUCUGUUUAAAAAUACAAUAAUCAGGGGUGUCGAUCAGUUGGUAGAGCAUCCGCCCCAUGUACGAAGGCUGAGCAGUGGCCUAGGGUUCGAAUCCGACC
Messenger RNA from Larimichthys crocea (large yellow croaker), 3092 nucleotides. RefSeq names its product MKKS centrosomal shuttling protein (gene mkks). The transcript is spliced from 4 exons. The coding region runs from base 178 to 1884 and encodes 568 amino acids. Lineage: Eukaryota; Metazoa; Chordata; Actinopteri; Sciaenidae. Gene Ontology annotation, biological process: intracellular transport; developmental process; protein folding. Gene Ontology annotation, cellular component: cytoplasm; kinociliary basal body; nucleus. The record is from RefSeq and is a predicted model, not a curated record. Gene Ontology annotation, molecular function: ATP binding.